Molecule: messenger RNA, 928 nt
Organism: Populus trichocarpa (black cottonwood)
Lineage: Eukaryota; Viridiplantae; Streptophyta; Magnoliopsida; Malpighiales; Salicaceae
Product: ADP-ribosylation factor 1
Exons: 7
Coding region: 183-728 (181 amino acids)
Biological process (GO): vesicle-mediated transport; intracellular protein transport
Cellular component (GO): cytoplasm
Molecular function (GO): GTPase activity; GTP binding
Source: RefSeq, a predicted model, not a curated record
UUUUGUUUGCUAUUUGUAACCCCGAUUUUGGCGCUACCCUUUAUAAACACAUAGACGAUAGUCACGAUACAGAGAGAGAGGGAGAGAGGGGCAGAAACGCAUUUCUCUUUGUUAAAAAAAAAUUAGAUCUCAAACUUCUCUUGUCUCCUCCACAGGCACCGCGUUGUAAUAAGGCAGGCAAGAUGGGGCUCUCUUUCACGAAAUUACUUGGCCGGUUGUUCUCAAAGAAGGAAAUGCGGAUUCUGAUGGUAGGUCUUGAUGCUGCUGGUAAAACCACCAUUCUUUACAAGCUCAAGUUGGGAGAAAUUGUCACCACCAUCCCUACCAUUGGAUUUAAUGUGGAAACUGUGGAAUACAAGAAUAUUAGCUUCACUGUUUGGGAUGUUGGUGGUCAAGAUAAGAUUCGCCCUUUGUGGAGACAUUACUUCCAAAACACGCAAGGGCUUAUCUUUGUGGUUGACAGUAAUGACCGAGAUCGAGUUGGUGAGGCUAGAGACGAGCUGCACAGGAUGUUGAAUGAGGAUGAGCUGAGGGAUGCUGUGCUCCUUGUGUUUGCAAAUAAGCAAGAUCUUCCAAAUGCAAUGAAUGCUGCUGAAAUCACUGAUAAGCUUGGUCUUCAUUCUCUAAGGCAACGCCACUGGUAUAUCCAGAGCACAUGUGCCACUUCAGGAGAAGGGCUUUAUGAAGGAUUGGACUGGCUUUCAAACAACAUUGCUAGCAAGGCUUAAUGGACUGGAGUUGAAAUUUUCUCAACAAUGUGUGCUAGCAUUUGAUGUUUUGUUUUAGAUGUUGCCUCCAUUCUUUAUUCUUUCUUUUUCUCACAAGAUUUGUUUUAUAAAUUCAUAUUUCAUGUGUCAGUACUCUGUUUGUCUUUUUAAACUAUUUGCAUAUAUAUUCUGAAUAUAAGCCAUGAGUAGUUUGGAGUGUC